Anthostomella pinea is the source of this 1407-nucleotide messenger RNA. The record is from the annotation of a GenBank genome assembly. NCBI's taxonomy places the organism in Eukaryota, Fungi, Ascomycota, Sordariomycetes, Xylariales, Xylariaceae.
AUGCCAUCUCAGCGAAUUUUCACCACUGCCACCUUGUCGUCUCUCACGGCAUGGGCCUGGGCCUCGCCCACGCCGGAAUUCCGAUCCCUGGCGUUGUUUGAACGAAAAGGUCCCGUGCAAUGCUCUGCCCUGCUAAACGACACGGCGGCAUCGCAGUGCGCAGUCUGGAAUGAUAUCGACAAGGGAGGCCUUGGGGUUGGCCGAUUUCUCGACGAUUGGCUCACCAAGAACAACGAGACGGAUUGGGUCAACCGCAUCGACGAAGACCUCUAUGCUGUAGGCGAGUCAGACAUGUGGUGCAACAGUCUCGGUGGUGCUAAUUGCGCCCACGACUCUUGCAUCGACUAUCUGCAGAAGAACGUCUCGCAACUUUACUGGGUCAUGCAGGCAGCUCAAACCCACUACGAAAUGUACAACAUGGUGGCGGAGUGGUUGCAGACGAACACGAUUGCCGACACACUGGAGAUCCCCGCGAUCAUCAACCAGUUUGACGGCCAGGAAAACGACGUCCUGGACGUCGCCGCCAUCGUGUCUGCUACCUUCAUCGCCGUGGCCGGACUGGCUGGCGCUACUGGUGCAGCAUUGGAACUCGUGCCUCUGGGUGUGACAUCCGGAGUAGCGACAAUGGGUGUCUCAAUUAUGCAGUAUAUCAUCACGUUCAGAAAAGACGACAGUGACUACACGGGGACUGUGAACCAACAGCUCGAGCAGGGGUUCACGAGCGCUAUAGACGGUAUUCGAGCUAUCCUCAAUGUGGCCAUGACGGGCAGCGACCAGAGCUCCGGCAUGAAGGCGUCUGAGCUUCCCAACCUGACCGGGGAAUGGCGGAAUGACAUCGCCAAGUAUUUCGACGCCGGUCGGUGGCUAAUAUCUAACAUCCAAGGCGUCGUGCAGCCGAUGCUCGACCUCCUCGCUAAGUAUCUGAAGCAGAACCUAGUCAUGGCCAUGCUAAAGGCGCGCCGCCACUUCAUCUUCUACGACCUCGGCGCCAACCAGACCACAUGCGAGUCCAACGGCAAGGGCAAAGCCUGGAUCGACGGCGCAUGCGCGGGCCUGUGGCAGUUCAGCAAGCUGCGCACCACCACGGCAUCCUGGGUCGAGCAGAUCAAGCCCGACCUUGUCGACGCGAUGAAGAAUGCCACGUACGGCGGCUUCGACAUCAAGGAGCUGCACCAGAACGCCAUCAAGUGCGCCAGGGCGCACCCCGAUGGCAAGGGCUCCGUCAACGCCAGCACUCUGCCCCUUAAUGGGUCUGUGCCUGAGUGCUUCUACAAUUUCCCCGUGUUCAUGGGCAGGAAGAAGGAGAGGCCGCUGGGAAGGUGGAAUCUCUGCGAGGAGAUGAAAGACGGGGUGGAUAUCAACACUACUGGCCGCCAGGGAGGGGAGCCCUCGGGGAGCUGCGUCUGA